GGGUGGCAGUGAAAUUAAAAUCGAUCAUUCUCGAAGACAUUGGCACAAAAGACGCACGUUCUUUAAAAAGAAGAAAAUAAUCUAAUCAAAUAAUUAAAUUCUCAUUUGUCGAAAUGGGCAAGGGAUUCGAAAAUUAGAGACAAUUGAAUUGAGUCUUUGAUUACAGAAAGAGAAAUUAAAAAGCCUUCAAGAUGAUGGGUAAAGUGAAAUCUCAGGGCCUUGUGUCCGACUUGAUGCCAAACAUCAAGCUGAUGCAAAUGUCCGGACAUUUUCUAUUCAAUUACACUGAAGAAACUGGUGGCAUGUCAUUGCUGCUGCGUAAAAUAUACGCCGCAAUGCACGCCUUCCUCAUCUUACUCAAUUUCGUCUGCAUGGGCAUCAACAUGGCGCAGUACUCUGAGGAAGUCAACGAACUCACCGCCAAUACCAUCACGGUCUUGUUCUUUGCACACACUAUUAUCAAGCUGGCCUUCUUUGCGAUCAACUCUAAGAGCUUCUACAGGACCCUGGCAGUGUGGAACCAGUCAAACAGCCACCCUCUCUUCACGGAGUCGGACGCCAGGUACCACCAGCUGUCGCUGGAUAAGAGCCGUCGGCUACUGUACUUUAUCUGUGGUACCACCUGCUUAUCUGUUGUCAGCUGGGUGACCCUCACGUUCUUCGGCGAGUCUGUCCGCCUGAUCGCCGACAAGGAGAGCAACGAUACGCUGACCGAGCCAGCUCCCAGGCUCCCGCUUAAGGCCUGGUACCCCUUCGAUACUAUGAGUGGAAGCAUGUACAUCAUGGCGUUCGUCUAUCAGAUCUACUGGCUCCUAUUCUCAAUGUUGAUCGCCAAUCUGUUGGACGUGAUGUUCUGCUCCUGGCUGAUCUUUGCUUGCGAGCAGCUGCAGCAUCUGAAAGCUAUCAUGAAGCCACUCAUGGAGCUCAGUGCUGCUCUGGACACCUACAGGCCUAACACUGCUGAGUUGUUCAGGGCGUCUUCUACUGAAAAGUCUGAGAAAGUCCCGGAGCCCACUGAUAUAGAUAUUCGCGGAAUAUAUUCCACGCAGCAAGAUUUUGGUAUGAUGCUGCGAGGGGCGGGCGGUCGCCUGCAGAACUUUAAUUCUACCAAUCCCAACCCGAACGGACUGACUCAGAAACAGGAAAUGUUAGCUAGAUCCGCUAUCAAGUAUUGGGUGGAACGACAUAAACACGUUGUGAGACUGGUGGCGUCCAUAGGAGAUACUUAUGGUACUGCUCUACUGUUUCACAUGUUAGUGUCAACCAUUACGCUUACACUUCUGGCUUAUCAAGCGACAAAGAUCGAUGGUCUCAACGUGUACGCGUUCAGCACAGUCGGUUACCUCAGUUACACCCUUGGGCAGGUGUUUCACUUCUGCAUCUUCGGCAACAGACUUAUUGAGGAGAGCUCUUCGGUGAUGGAAGCAGCGUACUCCUGCCAAUGGUACGACGGUUCUGAGGAAGCCAAGACCUUUGUCCAGAUUGUGUGCCAGCAGUGUCAGAAGGCUAUGAGCAUCUCAGGAGCUAAGUUCUUCACGGUUUCACUCGAUCUGUUCGCUUCUGUACUCGGCGCUGUUGUAACCUACUUCAUGGUGUUAGUACAACUGAAGUAGAAGCCAUCGAAUUAAUCAAAUUCAACUUACAAGCUUAUAUAUCUGAGUCUGCUGAACGAAAUGUAUUUGCCCCUUUGAGGUUGUUGAAAACUGAAAAGUUUCUCCUCGAAUCGCGGCGCGUCUCUGAGUCUCUAUUGUUUCCCAAAAAGUUUUAAGUUAUAAUGGAUUGUUUGUUCACAUUUUCGUUAGUCAUCAUUUGGUUUUUCUCAUCAACGCGUAACUUUUCAGGAUUUCUUAACACAAACCUAACCUCUUUACAUAAACCGUAAAGGUUUUCAAUAGUGGCUUAUUGUGUUAAACCUUGUUUCAAAAAUUAAUAGUGAAUAAAUAAAUAAAAAAAACUAAAAAAAACCUAACCUAACAUAUCCAUAGGAUAACCUAAGGAACUUCCUGAAAGGUUAACGGUUUCAGAAUUAUAACUAAUGAUAAUCUGCCAGUCAUUACAUUAUGAUUUAUGACUUUCAAUAAUUAUGUCAAACAAAGGGAUCCGUACUUAAGACUCAUUGACCUUUUUAGAAGAUAAUGAAAAUAAAAGAACAUAGACAACAUUUUGACUUGUAAACUGAUAGUAUAUUUAGGAAUCCUCUCGCCUUAGAAUUAGACGUUGAGGUCAAUAGUUAUGAUAAAGGGGAUAAAACUUAUAUAUUAUUAUACACCCCCUUGUUCGUUAUACUUUAGCCUCAAUUUGCUAAUGAAUGUUUUAUCCCUUUCUUACA
Cydia pomonella (codling moth) is the source of this 2329-nucleotide messenger RNA. It is a transcript of the gene Orco, whose product is annotated as odorant receptor coreceptor. Bases 192 to 1613 code for a protein of 473 amino acids. Gene Ontology annotation, molecular function: odorant binding; olfactory receptor activity. Gene Ontology annotation, biological process: detection of chemical stimulus involved in sensory perception of smell; sensory perception of smell. The record is from RefSeq and is a predicted model, not a curated record. Gene Ontology annotation, cellular component: plasma membrane. The transcript has 11 exons. Lineage: Eukaryota; Metazoa; Arthropoda; Insecta; Lepidoptera; Tortricidae.